AUGGACCCCCAUACCAGUGCUCAGGAUGUGAUGCGAUGUGACCUGUGUGAGGACGCUGUGGCACAGAUGCACUGUGAUAGAUGUGUUGUCAACCUGUGUACGGCUUGUGUAGGACAACACAUGAUAUCUGAUGAAUCCAAGGAUCACAAAGUCGUCAAAUUUAAGGACAGGAAAUCCACCCCCCAAUACCCUGAAUGCAAAUCUCAUGCCGAUGAACGAUGUGAGAUGUACUGUAAACAAUGUGACAUUCCUGUCUGCAUUACCUGUGUUGCUCUUAAUCAACAUUUAGGUCAUGAAUUAUCUAAAAUCUUACAAGUUUUGGAAGAAAAGAAGGGCAUGUUUACAAAAGAAAGAAUUGAAUUAAAGGACACAAUUUUUCCAGCCUACAAGGAUAUUGCAUCUGAUAAGCUUAAAGCUAACGUUGAUGAGAUGAAAAACACACAGUUACAACCUCUACAGAAACAUUUUGAUGAAAUAAACAAGAUGAUGUCUGUCAUCAAGGAUGAAAUCAAUUCAAUGGAAACUGCAAUAAAUACUAAUGACAUAUCGAGACUACUGAGUAUCACAUCCAAUGUACAUAUAUACAGAAACCUUCCGCAAAAAAUUAUACCAUCUUUAGCCAAAUUCAUUCCAGGAAAAAUCCAAGGAAAUGAAUUAAGUAAAGCUUUUGGAACCUUAUCAUCAAGUUUAACUUCAGAUAAACAUGGCUGUAGCAUGAGAACAAGGAAGAAAUCACCAGAAGCUGGAUCCUCUCCUCCAGUCAAAUUGCUGCUUGAUGAACCAGAGACCAUCACCACCAUAGACACUGGGUAUGGAGAACUUAACAAUGUGGCCUGUCUGAGUGAUGAAGAAAUCUGGACAAGUGAAAAUAACAACACCAUGAAACUCUACAGCAUAAAUCAGGGAUCACUACUCAAGUCAAUCACAACCAAGUCAUGGAAGAGACCAUCCAACAUAGCAGUGACAGAAAGUGGAGAUCUAUUUGAUGAUAAAGGUAAACCUCUCUAUUUAUCUGGUCCCUUUUGGAUGGGAAGCAUGUACAUUACUGAGAACAGGAACCUCGAUAUAUGUGUGGCUGAUAGUGAAGCUAAAGCAGUUGUUGUGGUCAAUCAGGCCGGGAAACUGAGAUUCAGGUACACUGGACAUACUCCUGCUCCAAAGAAUGAACCAUUCAGUCCACGAGGAAUCACCUCAGACAGUCAGAGUCACAUCCUUACAGCUGAUGGUAACAACCACUGUGUCGACAUCAUAGACCAGGAUGGACAAUUCCUCCGUUACAGAUAUCUCUUUAACAAGGUCAACCAUCGUGACCUCUGGGUCGAGGGCAAUCACGAAGACGGAUAUCUGUUUGGACUGGACAAUCUAAUCACCAUACUGGACGAAGUAGAGAGAGAACUGUUGAACGUAGAAGACACAGAGAAAUCUAGUGCUCCUAGCGAAUAG
This is a messenger RNA of Saccostrea cuccullata (small rock oyster), 1443 nucleotides long. RefSeq names its product E3 ubiquitin-protein ligase TRIM71-like. The coding region runs from base 1 to 1443 and encodes 480 amino acids. The record is from RefSeq and is a predicted model, not a curated record. Lineage: Eukaryota; Metazoa; Mollusca; Bivalvia; Ostreida; Ostreidae. Gene Ontology annotation, molecular function: zinc ion binding. The transcript has 4 exons.